AUGGAGUCCAAAGUCGAGGCCUCUGCGCCCAAGGUCACUGUCACAGCCUUGGAGGAAUCUAAUUCUGAUUCUUCAUCUAUCGAGAAUGGAUUCCAGCCACCCGAGCGGAGAGUCGUGCAAGCAAAUCUGGCGAUCUUGGCCGGCGUGCUUCUUCCUUGUAUCCCUAUUGUUGCCGUCUCCGCGGCUCUCCUUGGGAUUCUCUUCUACCAUCGUGUCGACCUGAACCCGGGCCAUGCAGAGCUCCAUAUACCGACAAAUGAAGUGGACAAGAACAUCACCAACUGGAUCACCUUGAUUCGGAAGCAGGGCGGCGAGUGGGCAUACUAUGUCGAGUACAACCCUUCGACCCUCACGACCAUCGCCUCGUGGACCAGCCGAGUUCUUCCAUGGUGUGCAUCCUCCAUCAUGGCCCUGGUCGCAUUCUAUGCGGCUAGGCACAUCGUCUUGAAGAGCCACAGAGGCAACGGGUCUGAUCUGCCUAACCCGCAACAGCUCACAAUCCUCAUCAACGUCCUGGGUGGAUCCAGCUGGGGCCCUAUCAAAGACACGGUGUUGCAUCGCUAUCGCAGUCGAGAGCGAUUGGUAUCGCCGCUGCCGUUAUCAACUCUGGCCCUUUUCGCCAUCACUCUUUUGGGGCUCAUCAUACCAAUCCUUGAUAGCUGGUUCGGAAUCGCUACAACCGCACCCAUUGUAACGCAACUCUACCCUCGAGACGCUCAGUUGUCCUUCGGGAGACAGUUGUCCAGCUCCGACUCCGGCUCAUUCUGUCAAGGCAAUCCCCGGGGAACGAAUGACUGCAUACGCCAAAACACCUUCUGGCCUUGUAACGUUUGGAACUACGAGUGCUACCCCGUUGCCAGCUUGCUUGGGGUUGGUGACGCACCCAAGAUUACCCAGGACGCCUCAUCAAACCACAAGGCGUGGAAUUACACCGAUGCCUCUGGAACCAAUUACUACUACUUGGGCAGUCCGAACCAGGAUGCACUGGUCGACUUCAAGGCUCACACUUUCGCCACCAGUACGCAAUGUGUCCCCAUCACACACAAGUGUUACAAAUACUCGCGCGAUGACAACAGUAACUUUGAAGACGCUGGAAUCUUCAACUGCACUGACGAAUUCCAUGGCUCGCUGUAUAGCAACAUCCUUCGUGACAGUCCGGAAAAGCAGGUUUCUCCUAACAUCGGCGUCGCGUUUGCCCAAAAUCCCGAACUGACCGUCGUGGGGGACGUGGUCAACGGGCCUUCCGCCGAUGAUGUGGCCUUGCGGGCGCAAUACACGUUCCCUAAGCUCUAUACAACGAAUCCUUUGUACUUCGGCGCUUGGGCUAUCGGCUACCCGCAAGCCGACCCCGUCAAUACCCUUGCCAGUCCAUUCGCCAGCGACGACAAGGGUAUUGCCUGGGCAGCCGACCUUGACCCAGGCAAUGGCGCCACGUGGCAACUCAAUUGUUCAACGACCGUCUACGAUGUCAGCUACACGUGGAUCGAUGGUGCCGUGCACACGUUCAACAAAACCAAGUCUACGACCGACAUGGCCGCUCUGCUAAGCGCACCAUUCGCGUACGCCGCGAAUCUCAGCGCCAUACCGCUGGCGCUGUCGUCAGUCGCUCAGACUGCGUCGGUGCUCAACACCUCGGUCGGCCUCGCGAACGCCUUUGCUGACGAGAUGAGCAAGACCAUGCUGGCGUAUGCCAUCGGCGCCAUGGAGCCCAAGCUCAACCUGCUCGAGCAGGGCCGCAACUCGACGCUGCACGUUGCCCGCGUCCCAAUAGUACCGCUGUACCUGCUACUGGCGACGAAAGCCGUCUUUGUCGUGGUCGUGCUAGUACUCGCCGUUGGUGCGUAUUGCUUCAGCCACCCCAGCGAGACCGAGGCCGUGCGGUCCGCACUGAGUGCAAAGGGCCUGGCCGCCGCGCACUUCCAGUCCCCAGAUCUAAUGCAGUCCAACGUGGUCAAGGAGGUCCAAAGCCGGUUGGAGGCCGUGAGAGGAGCUGAACCGCCGCAGCAACCACCAACCCCACACGAAAAGCAUGAAGCCGCGCAGCAAGACCUCGACGAUGACAUGUCUUCUCGGCCCAAACUACAGCACGCCGCGACGGCACCCGUCCAAGGCAACUUGCCCGCGCGCGAGGCCCGAGUCGGCCUGCUUCCGGCGGCAGAUGGAUCGUGGCAGUUUGUCAUGGUGGCUAAUGGUGUGUGGAAUAGCAUCAAGCCCAUCGUCAAAAGCAUCGUGGUCUCUGAUGCGGCCGCCGGAGGCUUGGGUGAUGUGGGCAAGGUCAUCACUGCGUGGAAAUGA
Capronia coronata CBS 617.96 is the source of this 2295-nucleotide messenger RNA. RefSeq lists its product as uncharacterized. The transcript has 2 exons. The record is from RefSeq and is a predicted model, not a curated record. The coding region runs from base 1 to 2295 and encodes 764 amino acids. NCBI's taxonomy places the organism in Eukaryota, Fungi, Ascomycota, Eurotiomycetes, Chaetothyriales, Herpotrichiellaceae.